AUGAGGCUGCUGUGGUUAGCUCAUGUAGUGCUGUUGGAAAAGAAGUACAUUUCAUCUUUCCUUGCCGGGGCACCCAACGAUAAGCCGCUGUUCGAUAACGAUCCCAAUAUCUACGACAUCCACAAGGCACAAAGGUCUGAUCAUCAGGAGAUGAAUGAUUUUGUACACGGACGAGGCGAAGGAUUCGGCAACCAAACAUCAAUCCAAACUUGUGACAUAGUCAUGGCUGCGAAAGAGACUGGUAAGGUGUUCAAUGUGAUGGGUAUGAGGCCGCAAUACCCGGUGUGCCAUGUCGUUGAUACUGCCCGUUUCUAUAUGUUGCUCAUUAAAGCGAUUGUCACCGACCAAGAACCGGACUGCGGCAGACAUGGCACUUACUUGGUCUCGGCAGGUCACAUCAUAUGGGACGAUCUUUACACCGCUAUGGCCAAAGCGCUCUCGAACCGCGGAAUAAUCCAAGACGAUGUUGUCGAGCUAGCUGAAGAUAGAUCUCUUGCUAACAUGGCCAACGCACUUGGCGUCAUCAAGACUUCCGUCCAGGUCAAAAUUUCUGAAAAUUCAACAUUUACCCCCAAGCAUGCCAAGUCAAUUGGUUGGAAAGCUCAGUUUCCACCUCAACAUGCUCUCGAUACGGCAGAUGAAGAGGUUUAUGCUAUCCCUGAAAACUUGCAGAAUGCCAGAAAGGGUAUCCACUAG
Fusarium venenatum is the source of this 696-nucleotide messenger RNA. The record is from RefSeq and is a predicted model, not a curated record. NCBI's taxonomy places the organism in Eukaryota, Fungi, Ascomycota, Sordariomycetes, Hypocreales, Nectriaceae.